Molecule: messenger RNA, 1279 nt
Organism: Sphaeroforma arctica JP610
Lineage: Eukaryota; Ichthyosporea; Ichthyophonida
Exons: 5
Coding region: 97-690 (197 amino acids)
Biological process (GO): phosphatidylcholine biosynthetic process
Molecular function (GO): S-adenosylmethionine-dependent methyltransferase activity
Source: RefSeq, a predicted model, not a curated record
AGGCUCCGUAAUUUUUUCACAUCACAUCCUUGAGAUCUGCAAUCUAGAAUCUAGACUCUACUGUGUUCGACUGUUCCCACGGAAGUAUAGGCUAACAUGGCCGACAUCAUUAUCUCAGCGUAUGAAAGUCACAGUACGAUAGUCGAUACUGUUUUAUUGGGUGCCGUUUUAUCUCUUCCUCAUGUAGUGUAUCGAGAUAUAUGGCAAAACCCCCAGCCCUUCAUCAAGAAAUGUGAGAAGAUAAAAAAGGAGCCCGUUAAGGUUAUGGCUACUAUCGGCUACACUUUAAAGACCGCACAGUAUCUCGCAUGUUUGCUUUGGAGCUACCGGACCCUGAGUGAUGAGAACGGCAAUUUCGUAAUGAGUUUCCAGGAUCUUCCUCGAGGUGUUACUGCGUUGGCUUUCUCACUGAUAUUGUUUGGACAAGUACUCAACUUCUCCACUUAUAAAACAUUGAAGCAAGAUGGCGUCUACUACGGGGCUAAGCUUGGGAAAAAUAUACCAUGGGUGCACGGGUUCCCAUUCAAUACUUUCAACCAUCCACAGUAUCUAGGGUGUGUCUGCUCCAUAUGGGGAGCUACUCUACUCGUGCUAUGUACAGUGCACUUCUACAGAUGGAUGCACGUGUUGAGCAUCGGCACGUGGUGGACUAUGUUAUAUUUGUUUUCGAGCAUCGUUGAAAGUAAAUGAACGAAAGGAACUCCAAGAGGCUCCGAUGCACCCUCAUAUAGCGUCUUGUGCUAUGCUCCGUGCGAGAGUGUUUCGACUCGCAGAAGCCAGCGAGGAACACGGACAACAUUUUCUUCUCCUCGCGUUAUAACCGUGUAUAGGAUUAUUAAAGUUUUGUUCACUCUAUCGCAGCAGCGUCGCAAGACGACAUUUCUCUCGCCGAUAUCCGUAUACACGCACCUUCAAAUGCAAUACAUUAAAGUCGUUCAAGUUUCAAUUUAUUUCAUUACAUUUUUUUCUGUUAUAUCACGGGUGACGACAGUUACACCCCUGUAUCUCGGCAGCGCGUGUAAAACUCAAGUGACGUUGCAUUCUUGUGUUUAUUACAAGAAUAAAGAAGGCGUUUAAGUAGGUCGGAGCUUGGUGCUAAAGUAUAAUAAAUAGUAAACGACUUUUGUUAUCUUCAAAUAGACGGAACCGAACUCGCGGCGCAGAAUGGAAGGGGGAACACCUUGUAGCACGCAAAUUCCUUUACAUGAUUUCGUAUUGCCGAAGUGGGGACGCUCCACCGUACCCUUUAUGACUUCGAAAUUCCGAUUCUCAUUAGUCG